Molecule: messenger RNA, 1921 nt
Organism: Tarenaya hassleriana
Lineage: Eukaryota; Viridiplantae; Streptophyta; Magnoliopsida; Brassicales; Cleomaceae
Product: NAC domain-containing protein 7-like
Exons: 4
Coding region: 548-1648 (366 amino acids)
Biological process (GO): regulation of DNA-templated transcription
Molecular function (GO): DNA binding
Source: RefSeq, a predicted model, not a curated record
CUCUCUCUCUCUCACUCGGAGUAAAAAGGACAGGAGAGAAACUAAACUUGAGAAGGACAGAGAGGGAAGGGAGAAAGAGAGGCAUCCUAAUAUAAGAGUCUUAGGAUCCGGUUGUAUACUUGUGUUUUUUUGUCUUGCUUCUUUCAUUUUUCUUUCUUCUUCUUCUCCUUUAUUUAACCCUUCUCUCCUGCUCUCUUCCCAUUCCUCUAUCGCCCCCUCUCUCUCUCUUCUCUCGGGAUCCGAUCUCUGACUAUUCCCGAGGAACACUGUCAAUCUUUUCGAUUCUAGUCACAAAUCUUUUUAGGGUUUUUCUCAUUUCUCUCUUUGUUCCUUUCUAUAGCUAUCUCUAUAUAAUUGAAAAUCGCACCAAGUGUUCCAUUGUACGAGGCUGAGAAGAAGAUGAGACAGCCGACCCUCAAGCUUUGUUAUAGUCUCAAAUACACAAUAAUCGAAGCUAUUUAAGGUUUUCAUCUGGAUCUGUCCGGCCGGAGAAGGCCCAUUUCGAGUUUCCUAAGGUUUGGUCCGCCCAUUCUUGAAAAGAUCAAACAUGAAUUCAUUCUCCCACGUGCCUCCUGGCUUUAGAUUUCACCCGACAGAUGAAGAGCUUGUAGACUACUACCUGAGGAAAAAAGUGGCUUCGAAGAGAGCCGAAAUCGAUUUCAUCAAAGACGUUGAUCUUUACAAGAUUGAGCCAUGGGAUCUCAAUGACUUGUGCAGGAUAGGGAACGAAGAGCAAAACGAAUGGUAUUUCUUCAGCCACAAGGACAAGAAGUAUCCGACAGGAACAAGAACCAACAGAGCAACGAAAGCCGGGUUCUGGAAAGCCACCGGAAGAGACAAGGCUAUCUACUUAAGGCACAGUCUUAUCGGUAUGAGGAAAACCCUUGUGUUUUACAAAGGAAGAGCCCCAAAUGGACAGAAAUCCGAUUGGAUAAUGCACGAAUACCGGUUGGAAACCAACGAAAACGGAACGUCUCAGGAAGAAGGAUGGGUGGUGUGUAGGGUGUUUAAGAAGAGAAUGGCGGCCGUGAGGAAAAUGGGAGACUACGAGACAUCUCCCUCUCAUUGGUAUGAGGAUCAGCUCUCCUUCAUGGCCUCGGAGUUCGAAACUAAUUCUCCACGGCGAAUUCUCUCGAGUCCUUAUCCCUCUGCUUACCCUCUCCACAACCCUAACUUGCAAUGCAAGCAAGAGCUCGAGCUGCAGCACUACAAUCAUCAUCAUCAUCAUCAUCUGCUUCAUGAACCUUUGUUCCUCCAACUACCUCAGCUCGAGAGCCCUAAAUUCCAACAACCUAACAGUAACUGCAGCUCUCUUCCUCUCCGGACAAGCAAUGAAAGCGGUGAUAAUGCUGCUAACUUUCAGCCGACGAAUCUCGGGCAGGAGGAACGGAUGGAUCAAGGACAGCAAAGUCUCGGCUCUCUAUACGUGAAUAGAGAAAAUGGGCAAGCCGUGACCGAUUGGAGGGUGCUCGAUAAAUUCGUUGCUUCGCAGCUAAGCAACGAAGAGGCUUGUGCUUCAGCUCAGAACAAUGCCAAUGAUCAAGUUGACGAUGAGGGAAUGAACUUGUCGGAGAACGAAACAAAGAGGGUUUCUGAGAUGGGGCAAGAGUUUGCUGCUUCGAGCUGCCAAAUCGAUCCGUGGAAGUGACCAAAGAGAUAAAAUAAAAAAGAUGACGAAAUUCAGAAGAUAUUAUAUAACGUUGCGUAUAUAUAUACAUGCAUAUAUAUAUAUAUGACAAGACGCACACUGAUCGUGUGUAGAUCAUGGUGGCACAGAUUAUAAUUAAGGAUGAAACGGUAGAAAACUUGGAGUAUCUACCGGAUUCUUGAGGUUCUGUAUAUAAUAAAACCGAAACUGUUAUAUUGUUUUCAUACGAUUUUUACUAUAUAUCAUUGAAAACUAUGUUAUAUGCUUUCUGUA